GUAGAGGCAGUCGUGCCAUUUCUUUCGGAAUAUUUCCACUCGAUACCGCAAUAAUUUCGUAUUUUGCGUAACGUCGCAAUCUCGGAAUUUCAAUACGCGCGUGCAGUAUUUUCUUAUUUAUUUAUAUGAUAAUUGAAGGUACAGCUGCUUCAUAACCGGUGUCAAAGGGAGACAUACUAGCGGCACCGUGCGAUACGGUGAAUCUUAGGAUUUAAAAUGUCGACGUGUGACGUGUAGUUUACAUUGACAGGUGUGGAAAGUUUGUCAGAGAAAUGGAGUAUUUUAAAAGUGGCCUGAAAUCGGUUUUGGGAACCGCUCCGGCUGGUACGCAGCCCACUGGUGCUGACACAGUGGAAAAAUUAGUAGACAGAUUGCAAUCGUCUACCUUACUCGACGACAGAAGAGAUGCUUGUCGCGCACUCAAGGCGCUGUCCCGCACAUACCGUGUGGAAGUGGGUGUUCAAGGAAUGGAUGCGUUGAGGCAGGUACUGGAGAUGGACAGGACAGAUUGCGAGAUAGUCGGUUUAGCCUUGAACACCCUCUGUAACAUAACAAACCCAGAAACGUUUGAAGAGGAAGAGGUGGACAAACACAGUCCUACGAAUAAAAUAGGGGAACAGUUUACAGAAAUAUUUAUUAAGCAUCCAGAUAGCGUUGGAUUGACACUAACAUUUCUCGAGGAGUUUGAUUUCCGUGUCAGGCGGCCAGCGCUGCAGCUGCUGACGCACUUGCUGACAAAUAGAUCUAAAGAUAUUCAAGAGAUUAUCUUGAUCAGUCCUAUGGGUGUUUCCAAACUGAUGGAUUUGCUCAGUGACAGUAGAGAAGUUAUACGCAACGAUGUUUUAUUGCUACUUAUCCAACUAACAAAAGGCAAUGCAAACAUACAAAAGAUAGUGGCGUUCGAAAAUGCGUUUGACCGCAUAUUUGAUGUCAUCAAGCAAGAGGGUAAUGCAGAUGGCGGCAUCGUCGUAGAAGAUUGCCUCUUACUGAUGUUAAAUCUCCUCAGGGGAAAUGUUAGCAACCAAAACUUCUUUAAGGAAGGUAGCUACAUUCAAAAAUUAACACCAAUGUUCCAAAUACCCAAUGAAGUUGACGAUAAUAAUCUUAGCAGCUGGAGUCCACAAAAAGUGUCUAACGUUCACUGUAUGGUACAGGUUGUGCGAGCAUUAGUAGCACCGAGCGCUCCUGCACAGGCAGUUGCUGCUUGUCAACGAACUAUGAGAGCAUGUGGAUUAUUGCAAGCAUUGUGCGAUAUACUAAUGGCUAGUGGAGUGCCUGCAGAUGUCCUAACAGAGACUAUUAACACUGUAGCAGAAGUGAUAAGAGGAAAUGCUAGUAACCAAGAAUUUUUGGCUAGUGUGAUGGCACCAAGCAUUCCACCGAGGCCGGCCAUAGUUGUUUUACUGAUGUCCAUGGUAAACGAGAAGCAACCGUUUAUUCUACGCUGCUCAGUAUUAUAUUGCUUCCAAUGCUUCCUGUACAAAAACGAAGUUGGACAAACGCAGUUAAUUCAGACUUUAUUGCCGCAAGGAAACGAGGCACCAUCGUUGACUACAGGACAGUUGCUGUGCGGUGGACUGUUCUCUAUGGAUUCCCUAUCGAAUUGGUUCUCCGCCGUGGCGUUAUCUCACGCCUUAAUCGAGAACAUAAGUCAGAAGGAGCAGCUGCUAAGAGUGCUCCUCGCAACCAAUAUCGGCAAGCCACCAGUAACGCUAAUGCAACAGUGCGUCAUGCUGCUGCAACAGGGGAACAAGACGCAAUGUAAAUUGGGCUUACUGAUUCUUCUUUGCCGAUGGACGUCGUAUUGUCCACUCGCGGUAAAGUCAUUCCUAGCUAUCGACUCCUCAGUAGCGUAUCUAACGGCCCUCCUGUCGUCGCAAGAGAAUAACGAUGAUUUACAAGAGAUCUUGUUGCAAAGCAUGUGCGCCCUACUUAUCGGCAUUUGCGUUCACUUCAAUGACGACAGCGUACCUACUUACACGAAGGAGAAAGUGUGCAAUUUAAUAGAGAACAGGAUAGGUUUGGAAAGAUUUCAAGACGCGAUUGGUGGUAUCGGCAGACACGAAAUAUAUUCUCGGACGUUGAAACACCCACAGCCGUCAGCCCAAAACCCGUCGGAACUUUUACUGGAUCAUGAAUUUUGCAAAUUACUGAAAAGUUUAGAAGGUACUAUAAUAAAAUCAGUGAUAGAUGCUAAUAACGAACAUCAGAACAGAAAUCAGUUAUCUAUGAUAAGUUUAUCUGAUAAUACACUGGUUUUACAAUACAAGGAUCUCAUUAGAGAGCAGGAUAUGCAAAUUCAAAGGUUAAAUCAAGCUAAUGAUUCCCUCAUGAAAGAAAAACAAGAACUUGAGGCACAGGUACAAGAACUCCGAUCGACCGUUAGCCACUUGCGAGACCAAAAUUUAGUUCUUCGAGCUGCACAAGCAAAUAUAGGAAAUGAAAAAGAAACUAUUGCUUCCAGCAAUAAUUCAGACUUUGAAAAGGAAUUGCAAACGUACAAAACAAUGGUCGCAGAUUUAGAAAAACGUUUAGCGGAACAUACGCACAUAACGCAAGAUUACAAGGAGAACGACAGUGAAAAGGAAUCCGAGUUGGAGCAUCAGUUGAAAUCGAAGACGGAAGAGCUUGAAAAAUUGAAGAAGGAUCAAGAAGAUCUUUUAGAACUCUUAACAGAUCAAGAUAAUAAAAUCAUGCUGUAUAAGGAAAGAUUAAUUGAAUUAGGCGACAAGGUCGAAUCUGAUGAAAGUUCAGGUGAACUUGACACGGAUGAUCAACCAGAAUCAAGUAAUUGAAGUGGUAUUUAAUUGGUAUUUUAGACAAAUUAGCAACAGCAUUCUGUCCUCAACAUUCUUUUUUUUUAUCAAAUUUUGUCUCAUAGAAGAUGUAAAAUAUAAAAAAUGUAUUUAAGAUUUAUGCAAAUAAUAUGCGCUGCACACAAUUGUAAAUUGAUAUUAUUUCCAGAGACUAAGAUGUAUAAAACAUCUGAUGGAUAUAUUUUAAUUAAAUUGUAAUAUCUUUGUAAUAUUA
This is a messenger RNA of Ooceraea biroi (clonal raider ant), 3030 nucleotides long. It is a transcript of the gene p115, whose product is annotated as general vesicular transport factor p115. Lineage: Eukaryota; Metazoa; Arthropoda; Insecta; Hymenoptera; Formicidae. Gene Ontology annotation, cellular component: cytoplasm; Golgi stack; ER to Golgi transport vesicle membrane. Gene Ontology annotation, biological process: endoplasmic reticulum to Golgi vesicle-mediated transport; transcytosis; intracellular protein transport. The record is from RefSeq and is a predicted model, not a curated record.